This is a messenger RNA of Paramormyrops kingsleyae, 1640 nucleotides long. RefSeq names its product ATP-dependent RNA helicase DDX39A. Gene Ontology annotation, molecular function: ATP binding; nucleic acid binding; RNA helicase activity. The record is from RefSeq and is a predicted model, not a curated record. Lineage: Eukaryota; Metazoa; Chordata; Actinopteri; Osteoglossiformes; Mormyridae.
UUCGAGGCGGCAGCCCCGGAAACUAGUAUAAACUUGAGGCCUGCCCAUGUGGGUUGUAGCAUUGUCGGAGCGGAUUUGAAUCGUCAGUGGAAGCAUGGCCGAGAACGAUGUUGACAACGAGCUGUUGGACUAUGAGGAGGACGAGGAGCCGCAGGCAGCCCCGGAGAGCGCAGCCCCCGCAGGGAAGAAGGAGGUGAAAGGCUCCUAUGUCUCCAUCCACAGCUCUGGCUUCCGAGACUUCCUGCUUAAGCCUGAACUGCUGCGUGCCAUCGUGGACUGUGGCUUUGAGCAUCCAUCUGAAGUCCAGCACGAGUGCAUCCCUCAGGCCAUCCUGGGCAUGGACAUCCUGUGCCAGGCCAAGUCUGGCAUGGGCAAGACGGCCGUGUUUGUGCUCGCCACCCUGCAGCAGAUCGAGCCCGUGGAUGGCCAGGUCUCUGUGCUGGUGAUGUGCCAUACGCGAGAGCUGGCCUUCCAGAUCAGCAAGGAGUACGAGCGCUUCUCCAAGUACAUGCCCACGGUGAAGGUGGCCGUGUUUUUUGGUGGGCUGUCUAUCAAAAAGGACGAAGAGGUCCUAAAGAAGAACUGCCCCCAUAUCGUGGUGGGCACCCCAGGCCGCAUCCUCGCCCUUAUCCGAAACAAGACCCUCAACCUCAAGAACGUCAAGCACUUUGUCCUGGAUGAGUGCGACAAGAUGCUGGAGCAGCUGGAUAUGAGGCGUGAUGUUCAGGACAUCUUCAGGCUGACGCCCCACGAGAAACAGUGCAUGAUGUUCAGCGCCACCCUCAGCAAGGAGAUCCGACCGGUCUGCCGCAAGUUUAUGCAGGAUCCCAUGGAGGUGUUUGUGGAUGAUGAGACCAAGCUGACCCUCCACGGUCUACAGCAGUACUAUUGCAAGCUGAAGGACAGUGAGAAGAACCGCAAGCUCUUCGACCUGCUCGAUGUGCUGGAGUUCAACCAGGUGGUGAUCUUUGUGAAGUCGGUGCAGCGGUGUGUGGCGCUGUCCCAGCUGCUUGUGGAGCAGAACUUCCCCGCCAUCGCGAUCCACAGGGGCAUGGCCCAGGAGGAGAGGUUAUCCCGAUACCAGCAGUUCAAGGACUUUCAGAGGCGGAUCCUGGUGGCGACCAAUUUGUUUGGUAGAGGGAUGGACAUCGAACGAGUCAACAUUGUCUUCAACUACGACAUGCCCGAAGACUCCGACACCUACUUGCACAGGGUAGCCCGUGCCGGCAGGUUCGGGACAAAGGGUCUGGCCGUGACCUUCGUCUCUGACGAGAAUGACGCCAAGACCCUUAAUGAAGUGCAGGAUCGGUUUGAGGUCAACGUGGCAGAAUUGCCAGAAGAGAUCGACAUCUCCACCUACAUCGAACAGUCCAGAUAAAUUCUCCGGACCAGCAGAGUCCCCCUCCCCCACCCUACUUUUUAUUUUGUGUUUCGUUUUAAUAUGGAGGGUAGGUGGUGGUGUUGAAGGUGCUAAACCUUUAUUUUAAUGCCCCCCCAAACCCCUGAUCAUUACUCUGGCAAAUGUAACUUGUUUAUUGUAUUGCUGGGGGUGUCCAGCUUUUAAUUUUCUUUAAUUGUGGUUUUUUUGUUUUUGUUUUGUUUUUUUGGUUAAAGAAAUUAAAACUUUUUAUACAAUGUCA